Molecule: messenger RNA, 1936 nt
Organism: Ricinus communis (castor bean)
Lineage: Eukaryota; Viridiplantae; Streptophyta; Magnoliopsida; Malpighiales; Euphorbiaceae
Product: acetate--CoA ligase CCL3
Exons: 3
Coding region: 92-1786 (564 amino acids)
Source: RefSeq, a predicted model, not a curated record
AAAAGGUCGAAUAACCACUGAUAUAAAUAACAAAACAAUCAUUCAUUUCUCUUACCAUUCAUCUCAUCGCUGUUUCGCUUGUAGAGAGAUUAUGGCUAAAGAUAUAGAUGAUCUACCAAAGCUUCAAGCUAACUACACGGCCCUGACGCCGUUAUGGUUUCUAGAGCGAGCUGCUACGGUGCACCCUACCAGAACAGCUGUGGUCCAUGGAUCAGAACGCUACUCGUGGCUGCAGACCUAUCACCGAUGCCGUCGAUUGGCCUCCGCUCUGAAUAACCGCAACAUCGGUGCUGGUAGCACGGUAGCAGUAAUAGCACCAAAUAUUCCUGCCUUGUAUGAAGCUCACUUUGGAGUUCCAAUGGCCGGAGCAGUGUUGAACACAGUAAAUAUUCGUUUAGAUGCACCGACAAUUGCUUUCCUUUUAGGCCAUUCAAGAUCUACAGUUGUGAUGGUGGACCAAGAGUACUUUCACUUGGCAGAGGGAGCUUUCAAAAUCUUGGCAGAAAAAGAGAAUAAUUUUAGUCCUCCACUGUUGAUUGUUAUAGCUGAUGAAAGCUGUGAUCCCAAGCAACUGCAACAUGCACUGAAAAGAGGAGCCAUUGAAUAUGAGAAGUUUUUGGAAAAUGGGGACCCUGAAUUUGCUUGGAAACCACCAGAGGAUGAGUGGCAAAGUAUUGCUUUGGGUUACACUUCUGGUACAACAGCCAGUCCCAAGGGGGUUGUGCUUAGUCACCGAGGGGCUUAUCUCAUGGCUUUAAGUUGUGCUAUGAUUUGGGGUCUAAAUGAAGGAGCUGUUUAUCUGUGGACUUUGCCUAUGUUCCAUUGCAAUGGUUGGUGCUACACUUGGUCGCUUGCUGCUCUUUGUGGAACAAACAUAUGUCUGAGGCAGGUAACGGCUAAGGCAGUUUAUUCAGCAAUUGCAAAUCAAGGUGUGACCCACUUCUGCGCUGCACCUGUGGUGCUCAACACCAUAGUAAAUGCUCCAAAAGAAGAGGCUAUCCUUCCCUUACCUCGUGUUGUCCAUGUAAAUACAGCUGGUGCUGCACCGCCUCCUUCUCUUCUCUUUGCAAUGUCAGAGAAAGGGUUCCGUGUUACCCAUACCUAUGGCCUUUCAGAAACUUAUGGUCCGUCGACUGUAUGUGCAUGGAAGCCUGAGUGGGAUUCACUGCCUCCUAUCAAACAAGCUCGCCUCAAUGCACGCCAAGGCGUAAGAUACAUUGGCUUGGAAGGCCUGGACGUAGUCGAUACUAAAACCAAUAAGCCUGUUCCUGCAGAUGGUAAAACUAUGGGAGAAAUAGUGAUGCGUGGAAAUUUGGUAAUGAAGGGAUACUUGAAGAACCCAGAAGCUAACAAAGAAGCCUUUGCAAAUGGUUGGUUUCAUUCUGGUGAUCUCGCAGUAAAGCAUCCUGAUGGCUAUAUAGAAAUAAAGGAUAGAAACAAAGACAUUAUCAUCUCUGGAGGUGAAAAUAUUAGCAGCUUGGAGGUAGAAAAUGUGCUGUACACACACCCAGCAGUGUUUGAAGUAUCUGUGGUAGCAAGAGAAGACGAGAGAUGGGGAGAGUCACCAUGUGCUUUUGUGACAUUAAAAGAAGGAACAGAUAAAUCUGAUGAAGGGCGUUUAGCAGAAGAUAUAAUGAAGUUCUGCAAGUCGAAAAUGCCUGCUUACUGGGUUCCAAAAUCUGUCGUCUUUGGACCAUUGCCUAAAACUGCUACUGGAAAGAUUCAAAAGCAUGUGCUGAGGGAUAAAGCAAAAAAGAUGGGACCUGUCAAAAAGAGCAAGCUAUAGUAUGCAUGAUUUAGAUAGUUUAAGGAAAUAAUAAGCAGUGCGGAUCAUGUGUAUUUGUAUUAAAUUGACCUUUACCUGUUUGCGCAGGCGUACUUGCCUGUGUUUCAGAAUUUAGAGGACUAGAAUAAAUCCUAGAGAUGAAUUAUAAUA